Messenger RNA from Trichomycterus rosablanca, 1173 nucleotides. It is a transcript of the gene rnf4, whose product is annotated as ring finger protein 4. The record is from RefSeq and is a predicted model, not a curated record. Gene Ontology annotation, molecular function: transcription factor binding; zinc ion binding. Bases 162 to 719 code for a protein of 185 amino acids. Gene Ontology annotation, biological process: positive regulation of transcription by RNA polymerase II. Lineage: Eukaryota; Metazoa; Chordata; Actinopteri; Siluriformes; Trichomycteridae. The transcript has 8 exons.
UUGUAAUUCAGCCUAUUAUUUUGAACAGGCUGAUUUGACUCGGCGGAUGGUUUAGCUCUACAUCGGUGCUACAAAACAGAAUCCCCUGAGCGGUUCUGGUGUCUGGUGGUGAAUCAACCUGAGAUCAACGUUAUAAAUGACAACUUUCUUUUAAGUUGAACAUGAAUGGUGCGGCUCAGAGGAGAAGACGGUCGAGUUCCAAUCCAUGUUCCAGACGUAGCAGUAAGAGAAGCAGGAUACAGAUGUCUCAGCAGCCGGUGGAAACCAUCGAUAUGGUAGAAAGCGACAGAUUAAGCACUGAAGAUGUGGUGGACCUAACCUGUGAAGCAGCGGAUUCGGCGGUGGUUGAUCUUACCAACAAUGAUUCGGUUGUGCUUGUGGACGAUGGUACACAGAGCAGACGCGUUCAGGGCACGGAGAGUUACGUGGUGAGCAGUGACGACGAUGAGCCAAGUCAGAGUCUCGAUCCGGUUCUGCCGUCGUCUCUACGCGCCAGUAGUACAAACGCCAGUUACAGGUCCACACCCGGUGCGGUGAGCUGCCCUGUCUGCAUGGAUGUUUACACAGAGAUCAUCGAGAGUGGACGGCUCAUGGUGUCCACCAAGUGCGGCCACCUGUUCUGCAGCCAGUGCAUCCGCGACUCCCUCGCCCUCACGCACAGCUGCCCCACGUGCAGAAAGAAACUCACCCAUAAACAGUAUCACCCCAUUUACAUCUGACCCGCCCAGAGAGGGGACACCUCGCCUGACCCGCACACAUCCAUCACCAGUACGUUCGUCUCUGCCAAACGACUUCCUACAGCGCCGGUAACGUCAGCCGGAUGGCGGGUUCAUGCGCCAGUGGAUUAGAUGAUGUACCAAAUCCAUCCGGAUCCUUAACGAAGGAUUUUCCACCGUCUGUACUCGCUCAUGAAAGUGUUUAUAUGAAGGUUUCGAGGAGGAAAGGUGCUGCAGUCCGGCUCCGCUUUGAUCCCGUCGUGUCCCGAGACGGACACGCAGCUCAGCCUUCUGUUUUUCAGACGUGAAAUUGCAAUUCUUAUUUACCGUGGAAGCAGUUUGGUUUGUUAUUCCUGCAUUUAUUCAUUGUAAAUAUGUGUAUGUAUUAUUUUACAAAGAUCUAGUAACUUAAAAAAUGUUGAAUGGUGCAAGUUUCAAUAAAAAAACUGAAUGAAAA